Talaromyces proteolyticus is the source of this 1812-nucleotide messenger RNA. Its product is annotated as YT521-B-like domain-containing protein. Gene Ontology annotation, cellular component: nucleoplasm. Gene Ontology annotation, biological process: regulation of alternative mRNA splicing, via spliceosome; mRNA splicing, via spliceosome. Gene Ontology annotation, molecular function: N6-methyladenosine-containing RNA reader activity; mRNA binding. Lineage: Eukaryota; Fungi; Ascomycota; Eurotiomycetes; Eurotiales; Trichocomaceae. The transcript is spliced from 3 exons. Bases 1 to 1812 code for a protein of 603 amino acids. The record is from RefSeq and is a predicted model, not a curated record.
AUGCUAAUAGCAUCUCCAGAUGAAUUUUCUCAAACCUUACAAGAGCCUAUAAAGGCAACACACCGUGUUGACCAAACACCUCGGCCACCUAGCACCGAAUAUCAACCGGCAUCGCACAGCUAUACAGCUCCGGACAGUCAUAAAAAAAUAUCGCCACCGCUAAAUAUGGUCAGCAUGAGUUCUACAUUGCCUACUUACCAGAAUGCAUCUCUGCCUUUUAGACAAACCAACGUUCAGCAUCAGUUUAUUGAAACACACCAGUCGCAAGGGAUCAUGUAUCCCGUCCAGCAAAUGCCCUACGUUUGCCAGAAUCCCGGGAACACAAUGUAUAACGUACCAUAUUCACCGAAUUAUCAGCACCCAUAUAUACAUCAUCAUUCUCAGCCUCACACUGGAUAUUUAGCGUAUCACCCGUCCCACGAAGGAGGCGCCACAGUGAAUACACAACCGGCGGUGUAUAGUCCUUCGUACUACUCACAACAUUCAUAUAACGCUGGGUUUGAAAAUAAUCAAGCGAAUUCGAAUGUUCGCAUGAGCGAACAGCCUCCAAAGGACUACCACCACUCUCAAUUACCUCACAUGUCACCGAGAAAAGCAAUUGAAAGGGGCGUGUCUGCGGCAACCUACGACGUCUCUCAGACAAUUGUUGACGGAUCCUCGCCUAUGAAGCCGUCGCGGGCUCCUAAAAUUUCGGGUACCGCACCACGAGGCCCACCACGUAAACCAAAACAGUCUGGCCAUGCCCUGUGGGUUGGAAAUCUUCCUCCAAUGGCUAAUGUUGUCGAUCUGAAGGACCAUUUUUCUAAAGAUGCAACCGACGAAAUCGAAAGCGUGUUUUUGAUAUCGAAAAGCAACUGUGCUUUUGUGAAUUAUAAGAGCGAGGGUGCUUGUGCCGCGGCGUUGUCUAGAUUUCAGGAUUCUAGGUUUCAUGGUAUGAGGUUAGUGUGCAGAUUACGGAAAGGUGUGACUCUGCCUGGCUCUGGUCCACUUGGUCGCGUCGGUGAUCGAAACUCUCUAGCACAAGACAACGAUCAUAUGGUGACUCCUGCGGAGAGCGAGAACGCAAGCCCGAGUCCGCCUCGAAAGCUGGCACGAGUACCAGAGCGAUUCUUUGUUGUCAAAAGCUUAACAGUAGAAGAUCUUGAAUUAAGCCGUCAAAGUGGCGUAUGGGCAACACAGACUCAUAACGAAUCCAUUUUCAAUGAAGCUUAUGAGUCUGCGGAUAAUGUCUACCUGAUCUUUUCAGCCAAUAAAUCAGGAGAAUAUUUCGGUUACGCGCGGAUGAUUUCCCCUAUCAGUAAUGACGACGCCCUCAGUCUGGAAAUGCCAGUGCGGGUUGAGAGGGGGUUGAUUGAAGCAGACGACUUCAAGGUAACACCCACAGAAGCCACAGCAACGGCGCCUAAAGGGAGGAUAAUCGACGACACGGCUCGGGGGACGACGUUCUGGGAAGCAGACUCAUCAGAUGAUGAUGACGAUCCGGAUGAUAUAGAGGGUCGUCACGAUGAAGACGAUGAUGGCAGCGAGAGCCAAGGCGCUGAUGGGGAUGCCUUGAAGGAUGAAGCAAGUGUCGAGAUGAGCGAGAACAAUGGAGCCACGGGCGCUCAGUCUCUAGGGAAACCUUUUCGAAUACAAUGGAUGUCAACCGAGCGUGUUCAAUUCUAUCGCACUCGAGGAAUGCGUAACCCUUGGAACGCCAACCGCGAGGUCAAAAUUGCUCGCGAUGGCACUGAGAUAGAACCCAGCGUUGGAAGAAGAUUGACGCAGCUCUUUCACCAGCAUCUGCAGGACCAUCGCGGGGGCAGCCGGUAA